AUGGCACUGCAGCUAGUGUACAAUAUAGGCAGCAUCUUUUUAGCUAAACAGCUGGUACGACUUGUGACUGAGAGAGACAUUGAGCUCAUCAAGCGUGGAUCUCAGUGGUGUUACCAGAGCCAGUACUCCUGUGAUGACACAUGCAGAGACCCCAGCCGCUGGGAAGUGCAGUUUCCCAGCUGUGGAGGAUUACACCAGUCACCAAUUAAUAUUGUCACCAGCAAAGUGCACGUUGACAGCAGCCUGCCACCCUUCGACUUCAUUGGUCACACCAACCCAAUCAACAUUACAGUGACAAACAAAGGACACUCUGCUCACUUUGCCCUGCCGCAGUCAGUUCGACUGACUGGAGGAGCUCUGCCGGGUCACUACAGAGCCAACCAGUUUCAUUUCCACUGGGGAGGGAGUGGGAGACCAGGAUCAGAGCACACCAUCGACGGAGAGAGAUUCCCCAUGGAGCUGCAUAUAGUCCACAUCAAAGAACCAUACAGCUCUCUGGCAGAGGCAGAACAUGAUAUGGCAGGUAUAGCUCUGCUCGCAUUUCUGUUUGAGGAAACAAAAGACGAUCAUCCACAUUUGAACAAUGUAAUUGCUGCUUUGGGCCGAGUACAAAACAAUGGCAGCAGCACAGUGAUGUCAAACUUUCACCUCAGUGACAUCAUCCCCUCUGCGAAGGACCUCCACAGUUACUACCGCUAUGUGGGCUCCAUGACAACUCCAGGUUGUGAACAAGCAGUCGCCUGGACAGUUUUUCAAAGGACCCUGUUGAUCAGCAGUCGACAGCUGGAUGCAAUAUUCCGGCAGUGUCGUUUUUGGACGGGACAGCCCAUGACAGACAUCUUCAGACCUACGCAGCCUCUGGACGGCAGAGUCGUGUACCGUUCCAGGGCGGGCGCAGCUCAGGCCAUUGCGGUCCACUUGUGGUUUGGUGUUUUCUUAGUUGUGCUCGGGACAACGGGUCUGAUCCACUGACUCAGCACAUGAAAACACCUGAUUUAAGUGGCGCAAAGCUACUGUGUAUAUUGUAUGUAAAGGCAACUAGAGUCAGCAAACUGGUAAUUAUGGUUAUUCAUUAAACAAAAUUGCUACUGCAUAUUG
This is a messenger RNA of Monopterus albus (swamp eel), 1098 nucleotides long. RefSeq names its product carbonic anhydrase IV c (gene ca4c). Gene Ontology annotation, molecular function: zinc ion binding; carbonate dehydratase activity. Gene Ontology annotation, cellular component: plasma membrane. Bases 1 to 972 code for a protein of 323 amino acids. The record is from RefSeq and is a predicted model, not a curated record. The transcript has 9 exons. Lineage: Eukaryota; Metazoa; Chordata; Actinopteri; Synbranchiformes; Synbranchidae.